AUGGCGACAUGCAUGUCGUCACGGGCAUCGCCAGCAACCCAACCUGCGUCGGGCGGACCCAUGUCUAACAGGCUCGGGCCUUCGCCGAGCUUUGUUCUCUCAAUCGACAUGUUUGACGCGGCGAAAAGCUGGCAGCAGCAGCCGCAUCCGCAUCCGCAUGCGCAUGCGCCACCGAAACGAGCGACUUUCACGGCGGUGAAAAAAUCCGCAAAUGCCACCCCGACGGCGGGAAACAGCGCUCCGAAGAGCGCAGCAUGCGCGGCCUCCGCGUCCGCCGCCACCUCCGUCGGCGGCGGGCCCGCUGGCGGCGUCAGCUCCGCGCCGUUCCACCUCGGAAUUCUCUCCUCGGGCGGCGAACGCAUUUGCCCGAUACCGAGCGUGGACUGGCGGGAGGCGGCGCGCAAGGCGGAAGAGACGCGCAUGCUGGCCAGCGAGGUUUGCCCCAUUCCCGCGCAGAACUGGCGAAAAGACGCCCCCCCUCGCGCCGCCGAAACCCGGAAUAGUACACUAUCGUCCACCCCAGCGGCGGCGGAGCGAGAAGCUCCAGGAACGGGUUCGCCUUCCGCUGCGGAGCGAGAGGGACGGAGCGAGAGUCCCAGCAGCGGCAGUACUACCAGGCCGACGGCGAAGAAGCAUCAGACUCCCGUGCAACGAGGGAAUCAUCUCACGGCCGCCAGCCGUCACAAUGCCUCGAAGACGGCGGCAGCAGCCGGCGGCCUUUCCGUGACGAUCGAAGAUGCGUCAUCUGAGGACUCCUUCGCACGCUCCACGAUCGAAGAAUACUCCGACACUGAGUUUAAGUCUGUGUCGCUGCCAUGCUCCGUGGCUCCAAUGCGAGUCGGGAUUCUCUCCGCGCAGUCGCAGCAGCUCCGGGAGAACGCGGCGUUUGGUUCCGCGGUCUCGCCGGCGGCCUCCCCCACGCCGUCCGCGUGCUCCGCGCGCUCCUCCGUCAUCUCGUCCUUCUCGAUUGCGCGCCGCUCCUCCUUCUCCUCCUCCGCUUCCAGUUCCGCCGGCGGCAGCAGUAUUAGCAGCGGCGGCGGCGGCUACGGCGACUUCACGCCGCCCAUCUCCCGCUGCAGCACGCUCCUGGGGAGCGCGAGCAGCACCAUUGACGAGAACGACGUGCCGUCGUUCGCGCCGAAGGCGGAGAGAGAUGCAACGCCGUCGUAUCUCCUCUCGUCCCGCCCAAAAUCCCCGCAACGACGGUCGUCCGCCGAUUACCACCGCGGCGACGAGGACGGCGGCGCGGCGAUUUCCCGCGUGUGCACGGCGCCGUCCGUCGCGGAAGGUGGCAGAUCGCGCCCGCCGCGGCUCGUGACGGAACGCCUGCGCCUCGGCCUUCCGAGCCGCACGUCCUCGCUGCCUCUAGUAGGAGGCCUCGACUCCCCUACCGCCUCCUCUGCUAACUCUCCUGCCACGAACGACAUGACUGGCACGACUGUCACGACUGGCAUGGCGCGUACGAGAAUGAGCGGUCAUUCCGUGCCGAAAUGCUCCUCUCUGGCAAAUGAUGGUGCACCUGCGGGGUUACAAUCACCUGUGUCUCGAACCACAUGGGAGCACAUGCGAGGACGGACAGUGGCAGCAGCAGCAGGUGUGAAGGAGCAAGGGGGCGAGGAUCUAGAGACAGAUGGGGAGGAGACGAGAGGGCAGCAUUGGCAUGACGAGGACGGUAUGGGCGAGGCGGAACGAGAAUCGCAAGUCGUUACUGAGUCGGCCUGCCUGAACUGGGAAGAUGUCGAGGAGCUGUGUCAUCGCAUGGACAUAGCAGGCAUCCGCAUAGAAACCCUGGACAUCCAACCAGUGAAUGAUGACACCCAUCCUCCAUCGCAGGCUCAACAAGGGUCAUCAAACCUGCACCAUGCUACCGAUAAGGCUCACACAGGCACGACUGCAGCAGCAGCCUCCUGUUAUUCCUUUGCUGGCCGCUCUGGGCCAAUGUCUGUUGGUACAGACAUGACAGGACUAAAUGGCGGGGAUUCGUGUGCAGGUGCGGCAUCAGUGGUGGCACUGAAGUUCAGCGGCAUGCACAUGUGGUAUUAUCCUGGAGACAAUGUGAAGCCACUCUUUCGGGACGCCGUGCAGUGGCCGUCGCAUGCUUCGCCGGUCGCCGCAUGCGGGGUGUCGCCAGCCCGAUGCGGCCCUUCUGCCGCGUCCUCCUCCCGUGCGACUUCGCACCUUCGCUCCGAGUUCGUCGCGUCGCGAUCGGCGAUCUCUCGCCGCGUCCAGGACUCCUCCCGAAGCGUCGCACGUCGCGCGCGAUCGUCGCCUGCGACGUCGCCCACGUGCUCGCUGCCGUCGCUGGAGGACACCCCUGCGACGCCCAUAUUUACGAGUGACGGUUCAGUCGCCGCCUUCCCCGCAGCGUCGGGCAUCUACGCAAUCUACGAUAAAGAAGGCGCGCUGCAGUACAUGGGGCUGUCGCGGCGGCUGGCGGCGAGCCUGCAGGCGCACGCGGAGGACCUGCCUGAGAUGUGCGGCGCUGUCAAGCUUGCGGUGGUAGCUGCGACCAACAAGGAAGCUCUGGUGGAGGCGUGGAAGGCGUGGAUGCAGGAGCAUGUGGCGGGCACGGGCAAGGUGCCUCCGGGCAACGAGAGCGGCAACAGCACGUGGACCACACGGCGCGUGAAGCGCGUCAAGCCUGAUCUCCGCAUCGUGCCGGGGCCUCAUGUCAAGCUCACCAUCCCGCUCAGCGAGCUGAUUGACAAGCUGGUGAAGGAGAACCGGGUGGUGGCAUUCAUCAAAGGCACGCGCACGUCCCCCCAGUGCGGCUUCUCGCACCGGGUGCUGACGCUGCUGAACGAGGCACGUGUGGACUACGAGACACUCAACGUGCUGGACGAGGACCACAACCCGGGCAUCCGCGAGGGCAUCAAGGAGUACAGCCAAUGGCCCACCAUUCCGCAGAUAUUUGUGAACGGGGAGUUCAUCGGAGGGGCGGACAUUCUCGAGGAGAUGGCACAGUCUGGCGAGCUCAAGGACGUGCUGGCCGCGCCCAAGCAACAGACUGCCGCCUAG
Messenger RNA from Closterium sp. Yama58-4, 3018 nucleotides. Lineage: Eukaryota; Viridiplantae; Streptophyta; Zygnematophyceae; Desmidiales; Closteriaceae. The record is from the annotation of a GenBank genome assembly.